Sus scrofa (pig) is the source of this 7015-nucleotide messenger RNA. Lineage: Eukaryota; Metazoa; Chordata; Mammalia; Artiodactyla; Suidae. The record is from RefSeq and is a predicted model, not a curated record.
AAUAGCAAAAAGACAAAAACAAACAAACAAUGAAAAGUCAAACACAGUGUCAUUCACUAGUGGGUUGAUAAUAAAAUUAAAGUCUUUGAAAAAAUCAAUAACUAAAUAGCCUUAUCAAUAGAGGAGAGGUCAAAAGCCUAAUCAAUAAGUUUCUUAAUAAUUCUUCCUUGAUGUUAUUAGCUGAUGUUUUUUGGGGCACAUAUUACUGGCCAUUGUCCUGAAAAUAAUGCUAAUUCUUGUGAUCUAUAUCCAUAUGUAGGUGUUAUGAACAGUGUUACAGUUGGGCGAAUUUAUUGGUUCUUUGUUUAGCAGCAUCUUUUCUCUCUGUUCUCAUGCCUCUUGAUGUCCUUGAUGAGUGGUGAGUAUCGAAUUGAGAGCCAGAGAUGUGAUUUGCCUGAAGUUGCCUAUUGGACAAAAUUAGGAUGAGGUGUGGUGUCUUGGGUUAUAGAUUUGCUCCUGUGACACUAAUAAUACCAUUAUUUUGUUUUUGAAUCUUCCUUGCUAGUCUCAAUGAUACAAUUAUUUUCCACUGACAACUCUAGCCCAAGCAAAAACCCUACUCUGGCCACAUUUAUGGAUAAAGAAAGUAUAUUAAUGUCUUAGAAUUGUCCAUUAAGGACAUAGUUUUACUUCUCUACUUUCUUAUAGUCAACAUAUGCCUCAGUGUACAUCCACACGAAAAUGGCCAUCAAUUGAGCAGAUGUUUAUGCCUAUUUUAGCAUCUAACGUGACUAGAUAAUUGAAAGAUAUUUUCCCUUUCCCUUUACAUGUGUGAUGUGGUACAGACAUGGCUUGUGGUUUGGAAUUUCAGAGUAACUUUCAAGAAAUGAAUGAAGAAAAAAACCCAGGAAGGAUGAUGUCACAGAAUUUUCUCUGUGGUGAUUUAUUUGCCUUGUAGUUUUGAGAUUGACUCUGCAAGUCAAAUCCUUAGCCAUCCCAGACCAUGGUACUUAGAAGACUUCUAGAAAAAUAUUAAAAUAAGAGUUUUGUUUGUUUGUUUGUUUUUUGGCUAGGCACUACCUACAUCCUUGUCAGGCUCUCUUUGUCCUGAAGGCUUAAGCAGACGUGUAAUAAAAUCUCUGGAGUCAGGGUGGAAAAAACACUUCAUACCACCUGGAGCCUUGUCAAGGAUAACUUGGCCUCUUGUGUUCCCAGACCUCAAGGGAGAUGUAUUUCUGCUGAGGGAUCAUGGCAGUGGGAGGUGGGGGCACCUUGAAUGACACCUUUUGUCUCUACGUUUGGAGACAAAGUUUCUCCACCAGAUGUAGAUGGCACCUUCUUGGUUCAGUGCUGAUUAAACGAGAAAAAAAAGGAGGAAAAGUUAUACAGUAAUUCAAGGGCAGCCGGGAAGCCUGCAUUUGCAGCGCCAGCAGCAGUGUGGUAAUUUGAGAAUAGCAAAUUAGAAGAACAAAGCAGAUUUUAAUCAUAUGCCACAGAGAGAAAGGUGGUUUAGGUUUUAUCUCCAAAUUGUACCUCCAUUAGAGAAAGGGAGGCUUUUAAUGCUAUAAUCCAAUAUUUAUUGUUAAAGAUUUCUUUGUUUCUUUCCCCUAGUCUUGCUUUGGUACACUCACUGGGUGGGAACUGCCAGCCUUUUUCCCAUCAAUGUACUCAGCAGUUGUUAAAUAUGAAGCAUUUUCUUGAUGUUAUUGGAAAUGGAGAGAGAGGGAGAGGGAGAGAAAGCAGGUCACUGAUUUUGAGAUUCAAGAGCUUUACCUUUUAGGAGAUUUUAGCCUCAAGCAAUACUCUCCCCUCCUAUCCUUUCCAUCCACCAUUCAUCUGUUAACCCAUCCACCCACUUCUCCACUCAUCCAUCUAACCGACAUUUACUGAGCAUAUGUCUUAAGGACUGGUCUGGGUACCAGAGAUAAAAAGGUAAGUGAGAAUAUGGUCCUUUCAGGUCUGGUAGAGAAGACAGACGCAUAGACAGAUUCAUGGUGGUCCUAUUAUGAUUGAAGAACAUUUGGAUAUUGUUGGAGCACAUAGAGGAAUCAAGAGGGAGACCAAAGGGCAGUUUCUUAUUGACCACAUCUGCAACUACUACAGCUUGCUGGAGAAGGACUACUUUGGCAUUCGUUAUGUGGACCCAGAGAAGCAGCGGCACUGGCUUGAACCUAACAAGUCCAUCUCCAAGCAAAUGAAAUCUCAUCCACCAUACACCAUGUGCUUUAGAGUGAAAUUCUACCCACACGAACCCUUGAAGAUUAAAGAAGAGCUCACCAGGUACCUUCUGUACCUGCAGAUUAAAAGGGAUAUUUUCCAUGGUCGACUGCUCUGCUCCUUUUCAGAUGCUGCCUACCUGGGUGCCUGCAUCGUUCAAGCUGAGCUCGGCGAUUAUGAUCCUGAUGAGCAUCCUGAGAAUUACAUCAGUGAGUUUGAGAUUUUCCCCAAGCAGUCACAGAAGCUGGAAAGAAAAAUAGUGGAAAUCCAUAAAAAUGAACUCAGAGGCCAGACCCCACCGGUUGCUGAAUUUAACUUACUCCUGAAAGCUCACACUUUGGAAACCUAUGGGGUGGAUCCCCACCCAUGCAAGGAUUCAACAGGCACAACAACAUUUUUAGGAUUCACUGCUGCAGGCUUUGUGGUAUUCCAGGGAAAUAAGAGAAUCCAUUUGAUCAAAUGGCCGGAUGUCUGCAAAUUGAAGUUUGAAGGGAAGACGUUUUAUGUGAUUGGCACCCAAAAGGAGAAGAAAGCCAUGUUGGCAUUCCAUACUUCAACACCAGCUGCCUGCAAACAUCUUUGGAAGUGUGGGGUGGAGAACCAGGCCUUUUAUAAGUAUGCAAAAUCCAGUCAGAUCAAGACCGUCUCAAGCAGCAAGAUAUUUUUUAAAGGAAGUAGAUUUCGAUAUAGUGGUAAAGUCGCCAAAGAGGUGGUGGAGGCGAGCUCCAAAAUCCAGAGAGAGCCUCCGGAGGUGCACAGAGCCAACAUGACACAGAGCCGCAGUUCCCACUCCUUGAACAAACAACUCAUCAUUAACAUGGAGCCGCUGCAGCCCCUAUUGCCUUCCCCCAGCGAGCAGGAAGAGGAACUUCCACUGGGUGAAGGUGUUCCAUUGCCCAAAGAAGAUAACAUUUCUGCCCCCUUGAUCUCCAGCUCACCAGUGAAGGAAUCCCGCGAGUAUGAAGAACCCUCAAGUGAAGAGGAAGAUAAAAUAAAAGAGGAGCCCUUGACCAUCUCCGAACUGGCAUACAACCCAAGUGCCAGUCUGCUCCCUACCCCAGUUGAUGAUGAUGAGAUCGACAUGCUCUUUGACUGUCCAUCUCGGCUGGAGCUGGAAAGAGAAGACACAGAUUCGUUUGAGGAACUGGAAGCAGAUGAAAACGCCUUUUUAAUGGCCGAAGAAGAGGAGCUGAAGGAGGCUCGCCAGGCUUUGUCAUGGAGCUAUGACAUUCUGAGUGGCCAUAUUCGGGUGAACCCACUGGUCAAGAGUUUUUCCCGGCUCCUUGUGGUGGGCCUGGGCCUGCUGCUCUUUGUAUUUCCCCUGCUCCUCCUCCUUUUGGAGUCAGGUAUUGAUCUCUCCUUCUUAUGUGAAAUCCGCCAGACGCCCGAGUUUGAGCAGUUUCACUAUGAGUACUACUGUCCUCUCAAGGAGUGGGUGGCUGGCAAAGUCAACCUCGUUCUCUAUAUGCUGGGUUGCUCAUAAAGCUCAUCUCUCAUAUGACUAAGGGCUAUAUUCAAUACUAGUGAUUUGGUUCUUUUGGCAGAUGCCUGGUUCUGAACGGUCACAGGACCGUCAACAGGUGUUCCUCAGUCGUAACUGAUUAUUCACACCUUUAAGUUAGCUUUCCAUCAUUCACUGCGAUUAAAUGAGUUCAAAUCAAAUACAGUUAUUUUAGUUACAGGUCAGGAAGACGGCCUCUAAAUAACCAAAAAUAUGUUUAUUUUUCUUAUAGUACAGACAUACUCUUUAUCUAUUAAUAUUCACUGAGCUGAAUUUAUGUCUCCUUUUUUUAAUAGCACCAUUAUAAGGUUCAGAAUCUGAAUUUUAGUAAAAACCCAAAAGAAGGUUUUUUUGAAUAUAAUCCUUAGUGAAAACAAUGUCCUUUAACCAAUGCCUAUACAACUAAAUUUGUGCUGGGCUUUUGUUUGUUUUUUUAAAAGUAUUUUUAUGUGUUCCAACUAUUUUGGUAAAUUUUUAGCAAAAAAAAAAAAAAAAAACCCACAAAAAACCGAAGCCCCCUGGAGUUAUUUAAGUGUACAGAUUGUAAGACUAAUGCACAAAGGGUAUGUCAGGAAUCUUUUAAUGUUUUGGCACGGGUUUGUUUUUUAAAAUAUUUUUUGCUGAACAAUCACAUAAUUUGUCGUUACCUGCAUAUGAGAUAGAAAAUAGGUAGGAAAACACUGUAGAGAGUAAGUUCCUGAAGUGGAUGAUGGACCUGGAGGAUGUAGAAAUUGAGAGCAUCAAGUGGACACAGGGUGGUCCAUUUUUCAACGUAUUUGGACAAGAUGACUUGUUACUUUCAUUUCCAUUCUGUCCAUGUAUUUUGGCUGGGGAGAUAGAAUGUUCUUCAAAGAAAGUGAAACUUUAAAGGAAACAAGUUAAAGGAGAUGCUAGUUAAUUGCAUAGUAUUGUGCAUUAACUCAAGAGUAGAAGCAGAUGGGAACUGGACAAAUGGCAAGUAGCAAAACGGAGUUCUGGUGAAGCUGGUAGGAAAGAGGUGGUGGUAGACAAACCAUCUAAAAUUCAUGAAAAGUGAUGGUGACGCAAGGUACUGAAUGAUGCAAAGAACAGUGUGCUCGCUGUCCGAGUUGACAUGACUGUGUUUAAGUGGAUCUAAAUAAAAGUGGAGAAACUUUGAGGAACUUUUUUUGGUCCCUCGUGCCAUUCAUUGAGAUUCUGUGGAAGACACUUUAAAAGAAGUGUGGGUUUGAUCCCUGGCCUUGCUCAGCAGGUUAAGGAUCUGGCAUUGCCAUGAGCUGUGGUGUAGACCCCUAGCCUGGGAACCUCCAUAUGCCGUGGGUACGGCCCUAGAAAAGACAAAAAAUAAAAUUAAAUUAAAAAAAAAAUGAAGUGUGUGUGUGAGAGAGAGAGAAAGAAUGGAUCUUGGCUUUUGAUAAAUGCCUAUGAUCUUCCCUUGUGGUGAUCAUUCUACUCUUUUCCUUUCCUGGAUUCCUGAAGAUCUUAACUCAUUCAUAAUCGGGGCUCUUAUUAAGACAGUGGAGGGGACUCAUUAGGUAAAAGACCAUUUCAGCUUGGGUGAAGGAGUGAAAUGACUCCCUACUCAGAUGGUAGAGAGGACAAAGGGGACCAAGGGGACCUUCUUUCAUACCAUUACAUUCAUGACAGAAAGGCUGUGACACCUUCCUUGUGGAGUACUUACCAGUACUGUGAAAGAGAAGAGUAGGGAGGAGUUCUCUUGUGCAGUGGGUUAAGGAUCCACUGUGGUCACGGCAGGGGCUUGGGUGGCUGCUGUGGUGUGGAUUUGAUCCGGCAACUUCCACAUGCUGUAAGCAUGGCCUGAAAAAAAAAGAGAAAUGAGUGUGGAUGGAGCUUAAGAUUUCUCCAUAGACUGUAAAUGAAGGCAUGGAAUGUUUUCAAAGGGAUUGGGCUGCCUGUCUCCCUAACCCUUCCAGCCCUGUAGCUCCAACGACUUUGUCAGAUAUUUAAUUUUAUAAAUAAGUUUAAAAACUCAGCUCAUGAAGUCUUCAGCUGAUCCAAUUAUAAUCUAAUUUGCUAUUAAGUUGAUAGGGUGUUGUUUUGCAUCUAUUUUGCUUUUUAAUAAAGAAUAUUUGAUACCUGAAAUUUGAUACCAAUGUAGAAAAACAUUUUUCUAUAGGUUAUUUGGGAAGUGUGCAGAUGGUCACCUUUAAAAUUGAGGUGUUCCCCCAACCCGCCCUUGUUAUGACUUAAGGUCAUACUUUCUGACAUGAGUACCCCAGUGUAGUCUGCACAAAAUUAGAUCCCCUCUUCUAAUCAUGCUUUAUACCAUUUUCUUUGAAGUUCUAACCAAAACAAAUCAUCUAGCCCUUGCCCUUUUAAACUAAUAUUGAAUAAUGUUGUUAAAAUUAUGAAGUAAUAUAUUACCCAUCAUAAAACAUUGAAAAACACUAAGAGGCUAAACAUCAUGCAUAGUCCAGCCAUGCAGAUUUAUAUUAAAGAAUAGUAAGUACAUAAUUUUAACAUUUCCAGCUAACAUCUCUUUCCUCUUAGGCAAAAAAUCACAGUUGAAUAGAAAUGUUUUUAAACGAAGGAGCUGACAGGAUAGGGUCUGCUGAAUUUAAACAAUAGCUACCAAAAGUAAAACUCAGAUCUUGAAAUGCCAUUUUGUCAAGAUAGUCAGUGUUUUUAGAAAAAUCUGCUUAAGUUGUCACAGAAGAGAGUCACCAGUUGCCUGAAUCAAAGGAAAAGACUGCUUCCAAAGAUGAAGAAUAUAUAAUAUAGUAAGAUACAGAAUUCUAAGCCAAGUGUGUGAGUAUAUGUAUAUUCCAUAUUAUUGGUACAUAUGUGUUCAUAUAUGAAUCUGUAUAUAUGUGUGUAUUUGUAUACACACAAAUGAUAUGCCCUUCAUCCAUAGUUGUUUUUAUUUUUCCCCAGUUGAGAAAUUUGUGACAUGCUGUUAUUCCUUUUCCCUCAGAUAUCAUAGUGAAUAAAACCCAGUCUCAAAGGUUUCAAUUUUUCAUGAAAACCACCGUGUGGACAUGUGUGGUUUUAUAUACACACAUAUAUGGCAAAUACAUAUACACACACAAUCUUGUCUUUAGUGCUAAUGCAAGUUGGAUCAUGAAAACCAUGUAGGUGAAGUACCGUGUAUUUCUGUCUGUGCUUGGAACUUACUGUAAAAUGUUAUGUAUCUGGAAUAUAUUUUGUGGUUUGUCUAAUAUCUUUAUAAAGGCAACUCUGGGAAGAAUUCAAACUGAAUUGGUUUCAUCGAAAUACUAGAGAUAUGGGGGCCAUGUUACCUGCGAUUGGAGCCUUAUCUUUGUAUAGUGAAAUUUGCAUUUCUAUGUUAACAUUCAGAUUGUUUUAUAUGUUAAUAUGGUGGCAGGAAUCCCUAAUAAAAAUACUCUGGGGAAAAAA